Molecule: messenger RNA, 3835 nt
Organism: Amoebophrya sp. A25
Lineage: Eukaryota; Dinophyceae; Syndiniales; Amoebophryaceae
Source: the annotation of a GenBank genome assembly
UGUUGUGAGCAUGUCGGCUCUUCAGCCAGCAAGCAGGUCUUCCUCUUCCAUGAGGAGGAAGCAGCAGAUGAAGAAUGGCAGACUCGCAUACGACUCGUUUUUGAAUCGUCGCCGCGGGAUCGAAGCCACACAACAUGCUGUUGUUCCUGCUUGCUCUGUAACUGAGGAAGCAACGAGGAGACAUGUCCGCAGCAACCAGGCUGCCUGGGGCAACAUACGAGGCAACAUCCCACGUACUAGGCCGUCGUUGCGGUUAUCUCCAACGUUACUGCCAGAAUUUUACCAACAGAAUGUUGCUGAUACUUCUAGUACCUUCUCAAGCUGCUACAAAAAUCAUGUUGUUGAUGUGACACACAAAUAUAAUCGCUUGGACAAGGCGAUCACGGAGCAAGCGAAGGUUGAUCUAUUCCUGACGAGAUAUGCGAGGACUCUGAAAACGAAGCUUCGAGGUGAGUCGUUAGCUUUAGCUUUCGAAUUUCCAUCACGUAGAAUGGGAGAUGCCAUUUCUCCGACUCUGUACCUAUGCUGGACACCAGCGAAGGGUGAUGUCAUAGCCGAAGAACUGGCAAGAGAUCGACAAGGAUGGGGUCUAACGGUAUAUGGGAGCUUGUUUAGGGAAGUGAGGGAAGCUAUGUUGAGGCCUGCUGUAUCGAGGAAUGAAGUCGGAUCUGGAAUGGAAGCGGAGGUGGGAGGCAAGGACACCAGUGAACUAAAUCUCGGUGCUGAAAGCGCAGUCGAAGUUAAGGCUUUUUUAUGUUAUAAUAUUACACAGGAAGUGAGGCUCGAUAUCUCUCACAGUGCAUGUUAUAGCACUGUAAGUAAGGCUCGAUAUCUCUGACAGUGCGGUCAUUAUAAGGUCACUUGCAUGAUACCUACAGCUCUAAGAGUAGUUUUGGUGAAACCUGUUGUCCAGAUCUAUUUUGGAAUCUCGUGCAUGGGGCGCAGAUGGCAGAACACGCUUCUACAUCAAGCAAAGAAACAACAGCGGAUGCUACAAGACCGUCACUAAGAGUAUGCCUUGUAUUAAGGGUAGGUUAAAGGUGCUUUUCUUACCGCUUUUUAAUAUGCCUUUCUCCCUUAGAAGAAAGGCAUAAACAGCGGGGUAAGCAAGCACCAAAAACCUACCUCUAAUUGUACGCGGCGAAGCAAAUUCUAGGAGGAGGCUGGGGAGAAGGCGCAGUUGUGAGGGAUUUCGUGGCAGUAAAAUGCAUUUGGACCCAGCAGUGGUUCUCUCAAGAUUUUUAUUUAAAACGUCUACAAGAGUAAGAGUUGGCUACACCAGUUGUACUCAGCGGCGAACAUUCCAUAUUACUAGCGCCGGUGGCGAUCCUCAUUUGCGAAACUUCUCUCUCCAGAGAAUAGGACAAUUUGCCCGGAUGAACAAGUCGUUCUUUCGUGUAUUGCGCCAGAAUGCAGUUUUUACGCCUUUCGACAUUGCAUUCUUCACUACCAUUCUUCACUCGUUUUCCAGUAGGGUUUAGGGUUGUGAAGAAUGUAAUUCCGUAACCUCUAAAAAUGGUCUGUCUUCAAGUGUAAGCGAUCUAGCAUUGCGGAAACAAAUCAUAAAACAAGAAGUUGCUGGUAUAGCCACAGACCCGGGAGUUGAUCCAAGAUCUAGCAAUGCAGUGUCAUUGGAAUACAGGAGGUCAGUGCAUUUUGCACUACAAACUGCAAAGGGAACGACUCUACCGAGAAGGAGGUCGAGUAGAUCAACGAGAGGCCAAUCCGUCAUGAAGAAAGGCAACAUUAUUCCAGUCGCAAACUGUAUCAGACCACCAGUACUGCUGUCGUCCAUCUUGGAUUUCAGGGAAUUGUCACCUGCUAAUAUCAGCAGUGCAUCGUCUUUGGCGGGAAAGAGCAGGGGAAGUGGCUCGUCUCACGAAAAUGACUCAUCACUACCAGCAGAGACCGGUAGUGGUUGGAGCAAAUGGUUCAACGGCGGGAGUGGAUCCUGUUUAGAUUCUCUGCCGAAAGAAACGGAAGAAGCUUCUUUAGAUUUGGGUAGAGGUCAUUACGGCUCAUCUUUAUCCAUCUUAUGAUGCAUCCUGUAGCGGCUCUUCUCGAAAAUUUCGAGCGGAAGAAGCGCCCAGGAUGCGCCUCCAGAUGGAUAAGGAGAGCGCCAAGUUCAGGGCAGAGGUAAUCAUGCUGUGGUCGGAUCUGCAAGUACGAAAGUCAAGGAGCCAUCAGACACCACAAAGAAGGGCCUCCUUAGCAGACUCGGCAUGUCGAAUUUUUUCAGCAUGUUUUCGUCUGCUGAUGCGGGCAAGACAAAGGAUAGUCAAGAGGCUGCUUCUACGAAAAUUUCUAGUACUGUUUGUGGCGAAGGGCAAGAGGCGAUUGGAGAGAGCAAAAUUUGUGACCAAAACUCUGCCGCGGGAAGUUUCGACAUCGGCGUAUCCGAGGAAGAAGUGGGUGCUUCAGAGGGGGCCCAAGUCAGAGCUCAAGCCGCCGGGACCAGUGCGCAAAGCAGAGAAUACAAUGCAGUAGACUCAGAGAUAGAGGAUGAAGCGAAACGAUUAGAAAAGGAGAUAGCAGAAUUGGAGAAAAUGCUUGUUCAGGAAGAGAAGAUUCCGAAAUCAAAGGGUGGCAAGCAACGGGAAGCGAAGCCGGAGGAGACCAUUUAGAUUUAGACUUUAAUGGCCGCGGCUUUGGAUGUGAAAAUAUGAAGACCCCCUUUUCAUAGAUCUCGACGCCUUCGUCUAGUCCCAGAAUUCCCAUACCUGUCUAGUAGAGUAGAACGAUCGCGAUCAAUGUUUCACUCUUUUAACGAAGGACGGCCUCGGAGCCCACGCACACAUCCUCUGUGAGUCAGGGGCCCACGCUGAUGCUUAGCGGUUUUUUGUGGGUUUUUGCGAAGGCGGUCUAGAGCGGGAAGCGAAGCCGGAGAAGACCAUUUAGAUUUAGAUUAGGGAUUCUUUGACCGAGGUCGAUUUAGAUUUUGGCAGCAGAGAAGACCAUUUAGAUUUAGAUUAGGGAUUCUUUGACCGAGGUCGAUUUAGAUUUUGGCAGCAGUUUUGGAUUUAGAUUUAGAUUAAACAUUGGAUAAGCUCAUGCGAUUCUAAGAUACGCAGCUACGCAGCGAAUGUUCGCUAGUGCAAUUCUUGAUGUUUUUCUUGAUUAUUUAGAUUUCUCGCUAUUUAGACGAGAAGUGACUGUAUGGGAUAUGUUCGAGCUUACAACAAUGAAAUCUAACGUGAUUCUCAAACCAAAAUUUAAGUUCAAUGUGACAACUGAGAGACGUUUUGAUGUGAAGGUAUUAUAAAUUCUCUUUGAACUCUAAAUCCAAAGUACAAAGCGCAAAAAAUGGAUCUCGAAAGCCAUGAAAUUGAAAGCCAAAAGAUCGAAAUCAAAAUGAAUUUCUGAGAAUGCAAAGCAGAAAUCCAAAUUUAGAUUUUGUGAAGGAUCAUUCAACAAAAAUGCAAAAUGGACGGAAAUCUAAAGAUCUCGAAAUCGAAAGAUCCUCCGUAUACUAGACGUAUAGUGUACAGCAGAGAAGGAAUUUUAUAGGAAAAUCAGCUCGAUUAUAGGGCUCAUUAUUUUCCCUCUGUGAAUUCUGAGUUCUCGUUACGAGCUAGAGAAAUCUUUGACAUCGCGCCAUACUGAGGCCUAAUUACCCUUGGUCGCAGUAGACUCGUUCUAUUGUGUUAGCCCCGCGGUGACAUUUUUCUUCAGCUCCGGAUUUUUCCUGAGAAUUCGAUUCCCAGUGUAUUUUUCCUUGUGUAGGUGCAAAGAUCACCAUUCUCGAUGUAGUCUAAAUCAGCUCGAUUAUAGGGCUCACUGUUCCUUUUUCUGUAGGCAUUGAGUUCUCGUUACGAGCAAGAGUAAUCUUUUGACG